GCAUAAAUCGUUCAGCUCUGCCCGCACAUGUGGCUGUUGUUUUAUUAAUUGCAAGUGUUUUGUUUCGCAGACCGCUUAAUUAAUUAUCUAUAAGUUAGUUGUGUGCUAGUGUUAAGAAAAGUGUUAAAAGCCUGAGGAUUCACAUUUGUUUAAGCUGCGGCGGAAAGCGGGAAGGCAUUAGCAUAAGCGGUUCGCAAAAAUGAUGCACUAUCGCAAGGCGGAGAAUGUGGAGCAGGAGCUGAGCAAAAAUGAUUUACCUUUCCAGAAUUGCAUGCCAAAGACGCACAAGGACUUCCUAUGGAUGCAUGUCAAGGGCGGCACCAAGCUGAGCAAUGUCAUUGGCUAUGCACAGUCGGCGCUGGACAAAGGCGAAUACCGCAGUCUGGUCUGGAGUGGCUCCGGUGGCGGCGUUGUCAAGACCAUAUCCUGCGCUGAGGUGCUCAAGCGCAGUCAUCCGCUUUACCAGUUGACGCGCAUGGGCUAUACGAGCGUGGAGGAGCACUGGAAGCCACAAAUGGAUGGCCUCGAGGAGAUCAUUGUCAACCGCCAAAUACCCACACUGCACAUACUCAUGAGCCUGGACGAGCUGCCAGAUGGCAUAGAGGGGGUACAAAACCCGAAUACAACCAGCGAUUUCUGGCAGCACGAUGAGCCACCUGCCAGCAGACCAGCGGCUGCAGCUGGACGCACAAAUAAACGCCAACCAUUUGGACGCAACAGACCCCGCCAACCACAACAACAACCGCGACACGGUCAGGAUAGUCAAAACACAUCCGUCCCGGAGACUGCGGCCAGCGAGCAUACUUAAUUUAAGUUUACUUAUCUAAACAUUUUUAGAGUUGUUAUGGUAAUUAUGUAAAAAACUGUUCGACUGGUGGCGAGUUUAAGAUACGCUGCACAGCUGAUUCCUAAAAUAUCGAAAUUUGUAAGAAUAAGAUUUUAUAUAUAUAUAUUUAAUCUGAUUGUCCUAACUGGUUGAUCCAAACCACACAAAAAUUUUGAAAAUUUGACCCUCAAUUGAGGAAAUUCGUAAGAAAUCAUUUUGAUUGUGUACUAUAUUAAAUCGUUUUAAACGAGAUUCACUGAUGCGAAAAGUCUAGCCCAGACAUGGUGGAAUAUACGUUGCAUAAAU
Molecule: messenger RNA, 1132 nt
Organism: Drosophila novamexicana
Lineage: Eukaryota; Metazoa; Arthropoda; Insecta; Diptera; Drosophilidae
Gene: Rpp25
Product: ribonuclease P protein subunit p25-like protein
Exons: 5
Coding region: 200-808 (202 amino acids)
Biological process (GO): tRNA 5'-leader removal
Cellular component (GO): ribonuclease MRP complex
Molecular function (GO): RNA binding
Source: RefSeq, a predicted model, not a curated record